Molecule: messenger RNA, 2963 nt
Organism: Ostrinia furnacalis (Asian corn borer)
Lineage: Eukaryota; Metazoa; Arthropoda; Insecta; Lepidoptera; Crambidae
Exons: 8
Coding region: 375-2624 (749 amino acids)
Source: RefSeq, a predicted model, not a curated record
UAAAAUAAGCAAAAACAUAGUCUGCCAAGUGAAGUUACGUGGAGAUUAAAAAACAAAAACACACUCACCAUAAUGCUUAGUCUGUGCCCUUCAGAAUGAUUAAAAAACAAAAAGUCACACUUGCACUCUUGUCAAUGAUUGUCAAUUGUAAAAGAAAUCGUGAUUGAAUUUUGUUUAUUAUCUACUCUAUUGCGAAUGUUCUCAAUAAUUUAGAGAAAUAAUGGUGUAUCUUAAUUAAUUAUAUCAAAAUUGUGGUGAUAUAUUUAGUUUUGACCCAAUUCUAGUUGUUUGUGAUUAUAAUAUUUACUGGUAACCUCCAAAGAACAAAGUGUACAAUGCCGACGGUCCCUCGUAUUUAAUGCGCUAUUCCCAACAUGGAAUCCCUAAAUGAUCCGUUAUCAAUUAAAAAUCCGCUAAGGUUGGAGCGUGAUAGUGAUAAAAGCAGAAAUUGCAACGGCCCUUCUAAACAGCGAGGCUCUAACGACAACCCUGAAAGUGUGUUUACAUCCGCAUCAAAUGAGCUAGACGCAAAUUCAACGUCGCAAAAUGGACCACUACAAAGACAUUCGAAUUCUCUGAAUAACGAAUCGUCGCAGUCAUGUAGUAAAGCAAGUGACAGUAAGAAUGAAUGUAAUAAAAAUACUGGUGGUGCUACACAAGGUAACAAAGUAAAUAACUGCAAUACCGAGCAGGUUGCGACCCCGGGCUGCAGUAAAUCUGACACAGCUGACAGCAAUGCUGAGCCAGCAACAUGUUCAAAACACAAGUUGUGUAUUGAUAAAGCUGCAAACAAUAGUGCAGUAGUUGCUUCAACAAGUGGCACAAGUAAACCUGUAGACAAUGCAGAAAGCAGCAGCUCUAGAGAAAACCGCAAAAGACCUUCAACUUUGAAACUCAAUAGGCCAAAUUUUGACGACGAUGACAGCUCAAGUGAUACAGGCAAUGAUGACUACUCUUUGGGUUCUGAAGAUGGGUGUAUCUAUACAUACAGGGGUGGGGAACAUUUGGCAGACUUGCCAAGCUCAUUCUUUAGUCUAGACAUGGGUUUGCCUCUGGAUAGGCACCUUCCCCCUGGUCCCUUAAAUUACCCAGCCCAACAGGGAGCACAAAAUGCCCGAGAACAGAAUUCCAGAGCUUCUAGCCCUGAUAUGGAUUUUCUAGAAAUGGAUUUCGAUCCAGGACCUUCAUGUGAGGUUGAUUCUGGGGAUGAGUCUAGUCCAGAUGCUGACUUAGAAGCAGAAAUAAUAAUGCCUGAAGAAAACGAGCCGGUACUGAGAGGGACGUCUCCAGAGUACUUAGCUGGUGCUAGGUAUGUCCCCCCACCUAUAAGCGUUCCCACCACUUCGUCUGCUCCUGAUGCAAGUUGUUCCAAUGUGCCAUCUACUAGUCGUAGUGUGCCGACAGACCAUGGUGACGUGAGAGACGAUUCUAGAAGUUCUCAUUUGUAUGGACCACUAAUAACACAUGUUAAUGUAAGGGGAGAACAGCUGCUGGUUAGAAGAACCAUGUCUCAUUGGCCACAUUCCACAUCUGUGAACCUUCAUGUUUCAAGUGGUGAUCUGGUAUCACCAAGAGAAAUGUUAAAUUACUUCUUUCCAGAUGAUGAUGACACUGAGGGACCAUUUGCGCAUCAAAUCAACCAAGGAGAAAGGCCAAUGUAUGACUCAGCAAACUUGUCAUCAGCAUUGUAUCAUCUUACAAUGGCUAAAAAGCUUGUUGAAAAUGCCAAAGCUGACACAGACCAGCCAACAAAUUACAGCGAGGAAGGCCCAAGCACCAGUUCGGACGACUCUCGCUGCACCCUGCCGCCGCGGUGUAUGGUGUGGUCGGAGCGAGAGGCUUGCGAGCGGCAAGUCACGCAGAUAGGCACCUCGGCCUGUGGGGCUACUGCCGUCGUCAAUGUUUUUAUUGCAUUGGGCGUCCCAGUAAACGUAGAAAAAAUCAAUACAGCUGUUGGUACAAGACUGAGGGCUAACACAGCCCCACUACCAAGGUACCUGCUCUCCCGGGCUGUCGCCGGCUGCACAGCAGCGGACCUAGUGACGGGCAUCCAGCGCGCGUCGGACGGGCUGGUGACCGCGCGGUUCUUCCCGACCUAUCCGGAGCGCGCGGUCUCGCUGUCACACUGGCUGGCGGACUGGAUUUCUUUAGGUGCAGUCCCAAUAGUGACGUUAAAUCUACAAGUCGGUUGCGAGGGUGAGAUCCCAGACGCGUGGCACCAUCAAAUGGUGUUCGGCGUGUCAGCAGAGGGGGUGUAUCUCUGCAACCCUGUCGAAUGCGUGCCAGAGUCUACGCUAUGGCCGCGUCUUACGUCUCCCUCGGUUCUUCUAGUUAGAACGAGAGACGUGCUAUCAAGGUUCACCGCUAGCACGGAUCUGUCGCCGCUGAUGUUUGUGCCUGAUCGACGCUUCCACACGUUUAAUGUUCUUGGUCAAGUAGCCAACGUGAUACGCGAAUGGCGCUCCACCGGCUGGUCGGAACACGGAACACGGACGCGCCACGUGCGUCUCCCGUGCGCGUACACCGCGGGCGUCACGCUCGCCGCGCUCACCGGCUCCGAGGCGCACCGCCGCCUCGUGCACGCGGCCCAGCUGCCCAUACUGGGGCCCGCGCCCGAGCGAUAGGGCAACACUGCAGGCAAGAGAAUAAUACUACUGGCAACACUCGCCUCAGACAACACUCUGGCAACGCUCGUGGAUAGAGGAGCUUCCGAGGAAUUCAAAAUAGAGCUGCGAGCCAGGGAAGUGUACAUUUACCUAUUCCAUUAUCAUUCUUAUUUUAGUACUUUUACUGUUCCAAAAAUCGUAAGAUGACUCCGUAAAAUGUGCACGUAAAUUUACGUAUACGUACGUAUUACUUCAUUACGAACGAAUCAGAAACAAGAAAGCGAUUCACAUGUAAAAAUCUAAAUUGGUAAAUAAGGUCUAUUUUCCAUUAUCAAAUACUCCACAACCUUUAGAGAC